Molecule: messenger RNA, 775 nt
Organism: Molossus molossus (Pallas's mastiff bat)
Lineage: Eukaryota; Metazoa; Chordata; Mammalia; Chiroptera; Molossidae
Gene: PSMB9
Product: proteasome 20S subunit beta 9
Exons: 6
Coding region: 74-733 (219 amino acids)
Cellular component (GO): proteasome core complex
Molecular function (GO): threonine-type endopeptidase activity
Source: RefSeq, a predicted model, not a curated record
CUGCGCGCAGAGCGCAGCACGCUGUCCCAAGUCGCAAUUCCGUGCCCCAGGCAGCGAGAAGCACUGCGCGGUGAUGCUGCGGGCGGGACCGCCAACCGGGGACUUACCCCGGGCCGGAGAAGUCCACACUGGGACAACCAUCAUGGCCGUGGAGUUUGAUGGGGGUGUGGUGGUGGGUUCUGAUUCCCGGGUGUCCGCGGGCGAGGCUGUGGUGAACCGGGUGUUCGACAAGCUGUCGCCCUUACACCACCGCAUCUACUGCGCUCUCUCCGGUUCGGCUGCUGACGCCCAGGCCGUGGCUGACAUGGCUGCCUACCAGCUGGAGCUCCAUGGGAUGGAACUGGAAGGACCUCCACUGGUUGUGGCUGCUGCAAACGUGGUAAGAAAUAUUAGCUAUAAAUACCGGGAGGAGCUGUCUGCACAUCUCAUGGUAGCCGGCUGGGACCAACGAGAAGGGGGCCAGGUGUAUGUAACCAUGGGGGGCAUGCUGACUCGACAGCCCUUCUCCAUCGGGGGCUCUGGCAGCACCUACAUCUACGGUUAUGUGGACGCCGCGUAUAAACCAGGCAUGUCCCCGGAGGAGUGCAGGCGCUUCACCACAGAGGCUAUCGCUCUGGCCAUGAGCCGGGACGGCUCCAGUGGGGGCGUCAUCUACCUGGUCACCAUUACAGCUGCCGGUGUGGACCAUCGCGUGAUCUUGGGCAAUGAGCUGCCAAAAUUCUAUGAUGAGUGAAUCUUCCUCAGACAUCCCUCCUCAUUUUGUAAUAAAUUCUCU